Molecule: messenger RNA, 1360 nt
Organism: Anastrepha obliqua
Lineage: Eukaryota; Metazoa; Arthropoda; Insecta; Diptera; Tephritidae
Gene: ringer
Product: tubulin polymerization-promoting protein homolog
Exons: 3
Coding region: 341-952 (203 amino acids)
Biological process (GO): microtubule polymerization; positive regulation of protein polymerization; microtubule bundle formation
Cellular component (GO): microtubule
Molecular function (GO): tubulin binding
Source: RefSeq, a predicted model, not a curated record
AGUAUUUCAGCUUGAAGUUUGCAGUAAAGGUUGUUGGAUUGAGUUGGACACACGAGAUCACUGGAAACAGGGGAUAUACAGAUAACUGUGGCGCAUUUUCAAUUUGUUCACUUCAAAACCGAUGGUUUUAUUGACGAUAUUUUUGGAAUGCGUGCUUAAAAUUUAUUAGUUAUUCAUGAGCGUACGGCGGCUAUCGAUUAAUGCGAUAAUAAUAAAUUAAUAUAAAACGCAAUAUUCAAUUGCGUGAGUGUGAAAGGAAACUCUCGUGCAGAACAGUUCAAGAAGCCAUAAAUAAAUUAUUAUAAUUGCUGUACGGUCAUCCCAAAAAUCUGUAAUCAAAAUGCUUGUAUCUGUAGUGGCGCACAGAUCCAACAUGUCAGCGGAAGCAUCAAAUGGUAGCAGCCCCUCACCCGCCGCCUCCGCCGAGCCCCCAGUAGCCGAAGUCGCACAAUUGGCUUUAGAAGAUGAACCGAAAGUCAGUUUCCAAGAUCAAUUCAAGGCCUUCUCCAAAUUUGGUGACACAAAAUCGGACGGCAAAUUGAUUACAUUAUCGCAAAGUGAUAAAUGGAUGAAACAAGCUAAAGUGAUCGAUAAGAAGAUCACCACAACUGACACGGGCAUACACUUUAAGAAAUUUAAAGCGAUGAAAAUCUCCUGUGCUGAUUACAAUAAAUUCCUUGAGGAUUUAGCGAAGGCGAAAAAGAUCGAGUUGAGUGAAAUAAAGAAGAAAAUGGCUGCUUGUGGAGCGCCGGGUGUUCUGCAGGUUUCGGCUGGCAAAGCAGCAUCGGCCGUUGAACGCCUCACUGACACCAGCAAGUAUACUGGGUCUCAUAAGGAGCGCUUCGAUGCCACUGGUAAGGGCAAAGGUAUCGCUGGCCGUAAGGAUUUGGUGGACGCAUCUGGCUACGUAUCUGGUUAUCACCACAAGGAUACAUACGAUCCCACUCACUAAAGGCAGAAAAUUUCCAAUCAACUCGGAGCGAACAUGAACACAUUUAUAAUCUCUAUAAAAGAAAAAAAUACUUAAAUAAAAUCACAAAACUGCACAAAUAAGCUUUCAUGCAGGUUUAUAUAAAUAUUAGGUUUACACAAAGCUAUUUAAUGCAUUUUUAUUAUUACUUUAGAACUUUGCCUAAAAGUGGCUUAGAAAAGCAAAAACCAUACGUAAAAGUAUUUAGUUUUUAUUUAGUACUCUUUUCGUGGCAAUUUAUUGAAUACACUUUUGUGAUACUUUUAAUUAAUAUUACAAUAAAAGAAUAAAACUUUUGCUAGAAUAUGGUAUUAUAUUUGUUGUAGUCUGCUUCUUAAUCUGGUGUUUUGAUUUAGUAUGGCAUAAAUAUUUUUUUCAGUCGCUUUUAAU